Molecule: messenger RNA, 459 nt
Organism: Neoarthrinium moseri
Lineage: Eukaryota; Fungi; Ascomycota; Sordariomycetes; Amphisphaeriales; Apiosporaceae
Exons: 3
Coding region: 1-459 (152 amino acids)
Source: RefSeq, a predicted model, not a curated record
AUGACUCGAACUAUAUUCCUCACGGUUACCUUGCCUUUUUUUAUACACUCAGUUCUAGGAGGUUAUCUCAAUGUUCAGAACUCUUGCUCUUUUGCGAUCUUUUGCCAGGGAGCAAAAGGUGACGGGACGGACACGGGGGCUGCCACCUCCGUGGGCGCCGGAUCCUCGUGGACGUCUCCUCUCGCCGCGAACGACGACAACAUCGGGGCCACACUCAAGUGCUCUUUGAGCUCCACCCUCAGCUCGCCGUACCAGCUCGAGAUGGCCGUUGCAGCAGGACGGUCUUGGCUCGAUCUCUCGCGCGUUGAUGGCGCGCCAUUCGAAGCCUUCCACCGCUCUGCUGAAUGGCCAGGGACCUCUUGCCCGGUUCUUGAUUGCCCGGCCGGAUCCUCGGCGUGCGAGUGGCCAACCCAGAUUGAUUGCGCCACAACGGCUGAUGUGUGGAUGUACCUUUGCUGA